Plasmodium malariae is the source of this 573-nucleotide messenger RNA. The record is from the annotation of a RefSeq genome assembly. NCBI's taxonomy places the organism in Eukaryota, Apicomplexa, Aconoidasida, Haemosporida, Plasmodiidae.
ACUAACUCUGACAAAUCAUGUAAUGAAAAAAUCAACUUAAAUAAUACAUCAAAUAAAGGUGUAAACAGAUUAUUAUAUAGAGAAACAGAUGUAGAUUCUUAAGAAACAGACUUUAAUUUAAAUGAAUAUGUUCAGGAUAAUUUUCAAAACUCAAGUAAUUCAUUAAAACUUUAGGCUAAUUCCGAAAAUACCUAUGAUUCCUUAUUAGCUAUUGAUUACCUUGAUGGCGUUCGUUCAGAAUUAAAUGAAAAAUCAAUUCAAACGAAAAAAUAUAAGUCAGCUGAAAAAAAUACAUCACCAAUAACAAGUAUACAUUUAAACAGAUUAGAUUUGCAAUAUGAAAAAGAAACAACAAGACAAUUGCAUAGUGAAUAUAAAAAGUCAAAUAAAUUUAUGGGUAAAUAUAAAGAAAAUAUUACUAAAAAGAUGCUUAAGGAUUUUAUGCCAUUUUUAUUUAGCUCUAUCAUUUUAUUAAUUUCUGCCACUUUUGGUUCUCUUUCAAAUAUGUAUUAUCCAUGAGUAUUAUUGUUAUUAUCAGUUUUAUAUUUAUUCUAUAGAUUAUUUAACAAUAUU